CCUGCGUGCCCUCGGUGACGCCCCACACUUUCCCAGCAUGCAGCGGGGUGAUGUCUGAGGAAAGAUGGCGGAAGGAGGAGCGGCUGAUCUGGAUACCCAGAGAGGAGAGGUCGCGGCACUAUUGAAAACACAGCUAAGAAAAGGAGACACAUGGUACCUGGUGGACAGUCACUGGUUCAAACAGUGGAAGAAGUAUGUGGGAUAUGACAGCUGGGACAAGUACCAGAUGGGAGACCAGAAUGUCUACCCAGGACCAGUGGAUAACUCUGGUCUGCUCAGAGAUGGGGACGUGCUGGCCAUCAAGGAGCACCUUAUUGAUGAGCUGGACUACAUCCUGGUCCCGACAGAGGGCUGGAAUAAGCUGGUCAGCUGGUAUGGAUUGACAGACUGUCAGGAGCCAAUUGCACGCAAGGUGGUGGAGCAGGGUAUGUUUGUGAAGCACUGCAAGGUGGAGGUGUACCUGACGGAACUGAAGCUCUGUGAAGACAGCAACAUGGACAACGUGGUCACCAGACGCUUCAGCAAAGCAGACACAAUAGACAUGAUAGAGAAGGACAUGAGGAAGCUGUUCAGCAUCGCUGAUGAGAAGGAGACCAGGCUGUGGAACAGGUACAUGAGCAACACCUUCGAGCCUCUCAACAAGCCCGACAGCACCAUUCAAGACGCCGGCCUCUACCAAGGACAGGUUCUUGUAAUAGAGCAGAAGAAUGAGGAUGGCUCAUGGCCCAGAGGCUCCACGGCGCCAAAGUCAUCUGGUGCUUCCAAUCUCUCUGCUUUGCCAAAGAUCUCGCCUUCAUCUCUCACAAACAAUCAUAACAGCAGCUUCAACAGCAGGAAUGUGAAGAAUUCAAGCUACAGUCUCCCGUCCUACCACCCCUACAGCAACAGCUAUGACUACUCAGACCAGAGCAGGCAGAGCGAGCGCUCGGGCCUCUGUGGACUCUCCAACCUGGGCAACACCUGUUUCAUGAACUCUGCAGUGCAGUGUUUAAGCAAUAUCCCCCCACUGACGGACUACUUCCUCAAAGACAAGUACACGGAGGAGCUGAACGAGGACAACCCGCUGGGCAUGAAGGGGGAAAUCGCCCGAGCCUAUGCAGAGCUUAUCAAACAGCUGUGGUCGGGCAAAUACAGCUAUGUAACUCCAAGGCCUUUCAAGACACAGGUGGGCCGUUUCGCCCCCCAGUUUUCGGGCUACCAACAGCAGGACUCUCAUGAGCUGCUGGCCUUUCUAUUGGACGGUCUCCAUGAGGACUUGAAUCGCAUCCGGAAGAAGCCUUACAUCCAGCUGAAGGACGCAAACGGCAGGCCUGAUAAAGUGGUGGCGGAGGAGGCGUGGGAGAACCACAUCAAGAGAAACGACUCCAUCAUCGUGGACAUCUUCCACGGCCUUUUCAAGUCCACCCUGGUGUGUCCUGUGUGCUCCAAGGUUUCCGUGACCUUCGACCCUUUCUGCUACUUGACUCUGCCCCUUCCCAUGAAGAAGGAGCGGACGCUGGAGGUCUACCUGGUCCGACUGGACGCUCUAGCCAAACCCACACAGUAUAAGCUGACAGUGCCAAAGGUGGGCUACAUCUCUGACCUGUGUACCUCCCUCUCCAACCUGUCGGGGGUGCAUGCCGAGAAGAUGAUUGUAACCGACAUCUACAACCACCGCUUCCACCGGAUCUUCGCCACCAACGAAAACCUCAGCAGCAUCAUGGAGAGAGACGACAUCUAUGUGUUCGAGUUGGCGGUGAACAGGAUGGAGGACACGGACCACGUGGUGAUCCCGGUGCACUUGAGGGAAAAGUACAAGCAGUCGGGCUACAAUCACAGCAGCACGCCGCUGUUUGGACAACCCUUUCUCAUCGCCGUCCCCAGAACCCUGAGUGAAGACAAGCUCUACAACAUGCUCCUCCUGCGCCUCUGCCGGUUUGUGCGAUCUUCAGUGGAAGAGGAGGAGGAGGAUUGUGAAGAGACGCAGCCAACCAAACAACACACUGUAAAUGGAAACGCCACUAACGGACUGCUGGAGGAGGGGUCACCGAGCGAGAUGGAGACAGACGAGCAGGACGACGAGUCCAGCCAGGAUCAAGAGCUGCCGUCCGAGAAUGACAACAGCCAAUCGGAGGACUCUGUGGGCGGAGACAACGAGCUGGAGAACGGAGUGGGUGGUCCACAGAACUCCACCAAAGGCCAGCAGACACCGGGGCACAACAGAAAGAGACUUUUUACAUUCCAGUUCAAUAACAUGGGAAAAACAGACUUCUCGCUCAUCAAGGAGGACACCAGGCAGAUCCGCUUCGACGAGGGACACCUUCGACUCAGUGAUCGCUCUUAUCUCUCCUUGGACUGGGAACCAGAGAUCAAGAAGAAGUACUUUGAUGAGACUGUUGUGGAGGAUUUCCACAAGCAUGAGAGCAUGGAGUACAAGCCUCAGAAGAAAGCUUUCUUCAAGCUGAAGGACUGCAUCGAGCUCUUCACCACCAUGGAGAAACUGGGAGCAGAGGACCCAUGGUACUGUCCAAGCUGUAAGGAGCACCAACAGGCCACAAAGAAGCUGGACCUGUGGUCUCUGCCGCCCGUGCUGGUGGUCCACCUGAAACGGUUCUCCUACAGCCGUUAUAUGAGAGAUAAACUGGACUCCCUUGUUGAUUUUCCACUCAGAGAUCUGGACAUGUCUGAGUUCCUGAUCAACCCCAACGCCGGGCCAUGCCACUAUGACCUCAUCGCUGUGUCCAACCACUACGGCGGGAUGGGUGGAGGCCACUACACUGCUUACGCCAAGAACAAAGAUGAUGGAAAGUGGUACAAUUUUGAUGACAGCAGCGUGGCUCCUGCCAACGAAGAUCAAAUAGUGUCCAAAGCAGGCUAUGUGCUGUUCUACCAGCGUCAGGAUACAGUGAAAGGCACCGGCUACUUCGCUUUGGACCGCGAGGAAGAGGAGGAGGAUGAAGAGGAGGAGGAAGGAGAGGAAGAGGAAAACGACGGCGAUGAAAGGCAGGAGAGAAAGGCGGCUGCCGCCUCCUCCUCCUCCUCUCAGGGUGCUGCCUCCGCCGCUGCCGGCGCCGCUGCAGCUCAGAGCGACGAGGAGGACCUGAACGAGAACCGUCGCAGGAAGAACGACAACGAGCAGCAGGAGCAGGAGCAGGAGGAGGAAGAGGAAGAAGAAGAAGAGGAGGAGGAAGAGGAGGAGGAGGAGCAGGCGCCAAAUCGAGACGUCCCUAUGAAAACCAAUUGAGGGAAAACAGGGACAGAAAUAAAUGGAGAGAGAGAGACUAGGAUCUUUCCAGCCAAAGCCAUAUGGACACACAGCAUGGCAGCGGGCGCCACCGGUCCCACCCAGUGGCUCGGACCUGACCGCUCGACAGGCGGAGUCACUGCUGGGGAGAACAGCUGACAGGGUGAGGAGCGGCCGGGAGUGCGCAAACUCUAAGAAUCAGGGCCCUCCUCUGUGGUUGGAUCACUGUGUGGGUGUGUGUGUGUGUGUGUGUCAAGUGUGUAAGUGUGUCGCCACGUCCAUUUGUUUAGGAUUUGCUCACCUGCUCUCAGAAAAGACUGAACACUGAAAAACACCGGGGGAAUGAUUUUGAGUUUGGGGAAAUCACCCUCUAGCUUUCUGUGUUCAUCUGUCGUUUUUUUUAUAUCCUUUUUGAGACCGAUCAUCGUCAGCAUAUCGUUUUAUCAUUUAGAAACUUGUAAAUAUUUUUAACACUGAACUAUAUCAGGUUCCCAUGAUGCGCUGAAACGUUUUGAACUUGCACAAUCACCAACCAUCCACUUUUUUUUUUAUGUGUUGUUGCCAGGCAAACUGCAAUUAUUAACGAGGUUUCCUCUCUGAGGGUUUUCUCACAUGAAGCUUAGGAAGACGCCUUCAGCGGGCCAGUGGUGAGACGCGUCUGCAGUCCAGACUGAACGUCGCGAAACGAUGCUCAUAGUCGUGUGGUGUUAUAAACAGCCUAACUCCUUAGCUUUGUAUUGCUGCUGCUGCUGCUGCUGUUGUGAUCUUGCAUUUUUUUAGACUGUUUAUUAGAGUAAUGGCAUGAACCUCAGCGAUUUAAGCUCCUGCUUCUUCUGCUGCCUCUCUCUGGUUCUCUCUGUUGAUCAUUUCUUUUUCUUUCCUAUAUAAAUCUAAAUCAAGAAGUUACACGGGACUUCCACCAGAUCCGUGUACUGGUCUGUCUCCGAUCCGCUGCGGUCCAGCUCCGUGCUCUCUCUUCGUCAACACCCACUGGUUGCGUUUCUGAACGGAGCAGGAGUGCCGGACAACUGGAGUCAAGUAACCGAGGUUUUCCCACGGCAAUCACUGAAACAAGGAUUCUCCUCCUCCUCUCCUCAUCCAUGUUGUCUUUAUGGUCCUCUGAAAACCUCUGUCUGGUUGACUCCAGGCCUGCCUACGGUUGAAAUGACAUUUUUUUUGUCAUAGUUAAGCUAAAAAUGAUCUGGUGAUAACACAGAGUGUUUUAUUCUGAAAAUUAACCAGGUUUUUAUUUUGUUUUGGUGCCUGACUUCCUGUCGCGUUCCAUCUGCUCUGUUGAGAUUGAUGCGUCGUGCUCCGGCAUCCGGCAAAAAUAGAAGUCCGUUGCGUUCAGACCUGCCAGAUCAGAGACGCAGCCGGAACGCAACGGAGCGGAUCCAGUGGAAGUUAACAGAUUGACUCGAAUAGAAACCUAUCAGAUCAGUUGCCGUGACGGAUCUGAGACGGACCUGAGACGGACCUGGUGGAAUUUGGCCUUUAUUCAGCCACUGUGCAAAAAAAUCCUAACUUCAGAUUAUGUUCUAAAAAUGUUCAAAUCCAGCUGCACUCCCUCUUAAUCAGAGUGUGCACGACGGAUGGCGACAAGUAUCCGUUUUCACGUUCGCUCACAAACCCUUACGCCACGUCUCCUCUUCCACCCUCCCAUCUUGAGUUCUUCAUCGCUGGCGUUUAAAAGCUUUAAACAUGCCUCCACGCUCUCUGUCUCCUCCUCAUCUUCGAGGCGCUGUGAGAUUAGAAACAUGGGUGAUUCCGCUGACAUCAGAUGUGUCAUCUCUUGUUUGCAUCACCGCAGCCUUAAACUCUUAAUCUCAGACCAGUCGCCUUUUCUUUGCACAUGAUGAUCACCCCCGUCUUUUCUCUCACGGCCCCCCCUUUCACACACACCAAAAUCCUUGCGUACGAAUGUCCAUUUUUUUUUUCUGCUCGUGACAUCAGAGACAGUUCAUUUGAACCCACAGGAGGGCCAGAAUGUAUGCUGAAUGGAAUGAACACUGACCAGAUGUAUGUGGUUGAUGCCUUUUUGAUUCUUAAUAGGGCCAGAUUAGCUUUUAUUUUCUUUUGUUUUCAUCCUUUUCCUGGUUUAGUUGAAUGUGAUGGUAAAGGGUCUUUCGCCUUUGAUAUUAGCUGUAUGAAAUCAUGGGUACUGCUGAAUGCGUCCCUUACUGGAGGGGGGGGAGGGGGUGGGAAAUAUGUUUCUUUGUGGUCCUGAGCUUUGAGGAUGGGGAGGGACAAAACAAAAAAACUACGGGGUGAGUCCGCCUAAAAGGCCGUUCAGCUUUUGGGAUCAUGAUACAGUGAAAAUAUUUUGUGGCACAUUGUUGCAGGGUCGAUGUAACUCAUGAUAAAACUCUAUUCUCCAUGGUGGAGUGUUAUGCUUUCUUUUUCUACCUGUUCUUUCCAUUGUAAACAGCAUUAGCGCAGCUGUUGUUGCCUCAGAAUAUUCGAUGUGUACCAUGCCUUUUAUGAGCAUCUCUGUGCUUUUGACUUUCAGCGGGCUUCACCGCCUCAGCGCUGCCUUGCUUUUUGGGCGACUCACCCCCAAACCUGACUGAGUGAGAUGUGAUUGCUACUAUAGGCUUAUACAAUACUGUACAUAAGAGUUCACUCUGUGAGUGCACAUUUGAUAAAGUUUAUUUAUUUAUAUGUAAGCAUUUAAUAAUAAACAGACAAUAUAUUUAAGACUUUGCAAGACCUGAAAUGUCCAAGUGGGAGGGGCUGGGGUGUCGGGUCGGGUGGGGUGGGGUGGGGGGGGGGGGUUGCGUCGUGUGGCUCAAGUCCACACAUAAACACUAGUUUGCAAAGUCUUGCCUGUGCUCUUGUCAGGGAGGGAAUAUUUUUAAAAGAAGGAUGAUUCUGUUGUUUUGGGACUUUUUUUGUAAAAAUAAUCCAGACAUCCUUGCAUGAUGACAUAACGGGGGUUUCCAGGUUUGGCUGCACUUGAGUUCACUUGGGUUUACAUUUGAAAUGUGCAUGUGUAUUUAUACACAAUCUUCAAUAAAGUUGUGUAAAGCUUC
This is a messenger RNA of Notolabrus celidotus (New Zealand spotty), 6255 nucleotides long. Its product is annotated as ubiquitin carboxyl-terminal hydrolase 15-like. NCBI's taxonomy places the organism in Eukaryota, Metazoa, Chordata, Actinopteri, Labriformes, Labridae. The record is from RefSeq and is a predicted model, not a curated record. Gene Ontology annotation, molecular function: cysteine-type deubiquitinase activity. The coding region runs from base 65 to 3223 and encodes 1052 amino acids. Gene Ontology annotation, biological process: protein deubiquitination. The transcript is spliced from 22 exons.